Babesia bovis T2Bo is the source of this 1393-nucleotide messenger RNA. RefSeq names its product Mtn3/RAG1IP-like family protein. The transcript has 2 exons. NCBI's taxonomy places the organism in Eukaryota, Apicomplexa, Aconoidasida, Piroplasmida, Babesiidae. Gene Ontology annotation, molecular function: sugar transmembrane transporter activity. The coding region runs from base 131 to 1303 and encodes 390 amino acids. The record is from RefSeq and is a predicted model, not a curated record. Gene Ontology annotation, biological process: carbohydrate transport. Gene Ontology annotation, cellular component: membrane.
UCGUCAACUCUCAAUAAAUGUGCAGUAGCUAUAGAUAUAGUGGUGUGUAUUUUUUCUUUCUUUUGCAAAUACGUCGGUUCGUCGUUAAAAAAGUAGUGAUAAGGGGAGUGUUUUCUUCCCGCGCGCCAAUAUGCCGCGUAAGUGGCGGUUGGCGCAAUUUUGGCUGCUUGGCAUCGCAUUAAUUAGAGGAACCGUUAUUUGUCAAGAUGAUGUUAAUAAUGAUGAGAAUAUUAUCGGGGACGGGAUACUGCUUAAUGUCGUUUCCCCCAGUCCUGAACAUACAGAACCUCUGAAGCCUAUAACAAGUUCACCGAUUAUUCGUGACAUGAGUAUUGCAGAUGCAAAGGAAACACAAAAGACUGUGAUGACGGGGGAAGCAAAACCCAAGCUUGCAUUUGUUGACGAUUCUAGUGAAAAUAAUGACAUAGUUGAAACUGCCCCGGACAUGACAAAAUCCUCAACAUCGAUUAAUAGCUCGGAAGUAGUGCAAAGGCAGCCAAUAGUUACACAUGAUGAGGCUUUAGAAGCUAAUGAUGACAAUCCGGGUGAUACUCCACUUGUUGGAAGGCUUAUGGUGUGGGCAAGAGAAAUGAUACAGACCGAUUUCAACUACCUCAUUGGCUGUGGAACUGUUUUAUCUUCAAUAAUCACGCAACUUAUACCAUUGCAUACUGUUAUGACUGUGCGUUAUAACAAAUCAACGGGCAAUUUGAAGACCUUGAAUUUUGUCACAGUUGCCUUUGCUAAUUUCUUAUGGUCGCUAUAUGGACUGAUUUGCUACAAUACGGUUAUCAUCCUAUCUAGCAUUCCAAGUUUUGUCCUUAGCUGCUCGUAUAUUCUGAUUUUUCACCGGUACUGCCAGGAUUCACAUCAGAUGCGCAUUCUUCACUUAUUCUAUAAGAUUUCUGCUAUAUGCUGCAUGGUUCUUGGAAUGAGUUAUAUAGGUUUAGAUACUACGAGUUAUCUCAACUUCAUUGGCCUUUUUGGUGGAUCUAUCCAGGCUUUCUCUUAUAUCGCACCGCUCUUCUCCAUAAGAGAAAUUAUGAAACAAAGGAGUACUUCAGCGAUGCCGACGGAAAUAUCGUUGGCUAACUUUAUUGGAUCUUUUUUCACUUUGUGUUACGGGUUCAUCAUAUGGGAUUACAUAGUAAUUGCCCCUAACUUCAUUGGGAUGAUCUCGGGAAUGAUACAGAUUGUACUACUCAUAUUGAUACACAACAAUGAAAAGAUUGUUGUUGCCGAAGUGGAAAUUUUAGAAAAACAACACUUCAAAGCAAUACACAAACCAUGUCUGGAAAUUUGACAGGAAUAUUUUGGUCAUUGAUUCUAAUGACUGCAUGUUCAUCUGAAUGGACUUUAGCAUAAUUCUAAAUGAGACAAAUAACGUAUUUAA